CUAAACAAAGAAAGAAGAACUCACAGUUUGUUUAGAUGUUCAGCUGCUGUGUGUUUGUUUAUGUCUUUCAUGUUGUGAUGUUUAUGUGUUGAGAUGUUGAAGAUGAGUUUGCAGGUGGAUCUGAUGUGCUGUAAAUCAGUAGGAACUGAUCUGUCCAUGCUGGAUAUUGAUGAUUUGAUGACAGAAAUCUCUCAGCUGAAGAAAGAGGUGGUGUUACUGGAGGCAAAGCUGAGGGAAAGAGGAGAUCCACUGAACGGAGAGGAGCUGGAGAAGGUUUCCUGUCAAUCUUCAGUGUGUGUGACUGAUGGGACAUCCACAGAAUGUCAGGAUUCAGUGUGGAGCAUCAGAGAUCAGAGAUCUGAACAGAGAUCCAGAGACACACAGGAUUCAGAGCUCAGCCUCACUUUACUCUGUUAUACUGACACUCAGGAGAGUGUGUGUGACAGUAAUCAGGGUGAUCAAACCUCCACAGAGUCUCUGGCUUCUGUCUGUAAUGCUGGAGAACAGCAGAUGCUGCAGAUACCAUUGAAGAUGUGUUCAGUGAAGCUGCUGGACUGCAGGAACCUGAUGGAGAUGAGAGGAGAUACCACAGCAGAGGAACAGCAGAGUGAUGAAGAUGAGGAGGAUGAUGAGGAUUUUAUUCAAGACAAUCAUAAUGAAGAAGAAGAACAUUAUGAUGAUGAUGAGGAUUUUAUUCAUCCAGAUGCAAACAGUGGUUCAUCUUCUGAUGGAGAAACAGCUUCUACAUCAAAAGAGAGUCUGACAGCAUCUGACAAAAGAGUUUUGCAGGGACGUUUAACGAGAUAUGAGAGAAAACACAAAAAAAUGAAAUUCUUCAAAUGUAGGACAUGUGGGAGCAGCUUUUCUACCUCAGAAGAGAAGAAACUUCAUUCAGAAGUGCACAGAGUUAAGAAGGAGUUCCCCUGUGAGCAGUGCGGGAAGGUUUUCUUUUCUCCUUCUCUUUUAAAAACUCACGUGAGGACACACAGUGGUGAAAAGCCUUUUCAAUGCAGUGAAUGUGACAAGUGUUUCAGCACUAAAGGAAUUCUUGUUACUCAUGAGAGAACACAUACAGGAGAGAAACCGUACAAGUGUCCUCACUGUGAGAAGAGAUUCAGCCACAAGCCUCAUGUGAAGAAACAUGUCCGUGUGCACACCAAUGAGAGGCCGUAUCAGUGCAGUGAAUGUGGGAAUACAUUCAGGCAGUUAGAUAGUCUAAAGUCACAUCAGAAAAUACACUCUGAGGAGAAACCCUAUCAAUGCACACACUGUGAUAAACGUUUCCGUCACAAAUCUCAGUUGAUAGUCCAUGAGAGAACACACUCCGGAGAGAAACCUUACCUCUGCUCUCACUGUGGAAAGAGCUUCUCUGAUCCAUCUCAUUUCAAAUUGCAUCUAAGAGGGCACACAGGAGAAAAGCCUCAUCACUGUAGUGUUUGUGGGAUGAGUUUCAAUCGACACGAUACCUUUAAAAAGCACAAGAGAAUACACACUGGAGAAAGACCUUACAAAUGCACUCAGUGUGACAAAACGUUUUCUCGACAAGGUAUCUUGAAAACCCAUCAGAGAAUGCAUACAGGAGAGAAACCUUACAGCUGUUCUAUCUGUGGGGAGAGAUUCACUUAUUUAGGAAGUUUAAAUACUCAUCAGAAGAAACAUGCUUAAUGUCAAGAACCAUCAUAGCAUGUUUUUCAUGGUGAUGAAGUAGGUCUUUAUUAAGUUGACUUCUACAGGUAAAUACAUUUUAACACCAAAAGAGUUUCAAAACACUUAGUAGUCCAUACAAAAACACAAAAGUACUAAGGCAUAAUCAGUUUUUUUGGACCUGUACCAUUUUCUAGUAGCACUAUCUAAAUACAAUGGUAUAUACAUAUAGUAUACAAUCACUGAGCACUUUAUUAGGAACACUAUACUAAUACCUGCCUCCCUUUGGUCUCAAAACAGCCUCAAUUCUUUGUGGCAUGGAUUUCACAAGAUGUUGGAAACAUUCCUUUGAGAUUCUGGUCCAUGUUGACAUGAUUGCAUCACGUAAUUUCUGCAGAUUUGUCAGAUGCACAUUCAUGCUGCGAAUCUCCCGUUCUUCCACAUCCCAAAUGUGUUCUAUUGGAUUCAGAUCCGGUGACUGGGAAGGCCACUGAAGAACAGAGAACUCGUUGUCAUGUUCAUGAAACCAGUUUGAGACGACUUUUGCUUGGUGACAUGGUGCAUUAUCAUGCUGAAAGUAGCCAUUAGAAGAUAGGUAAAUUGUGGCAAUGAAUGGAAGCACAUGAUCAGCAACAAUACUGAAAUAGGCUGUGGCAUUCGAGCGAUGAUUGAUUGGUAUUAACUGGCCUAAAGUGUGGCAAGAAAACAUCCCCACACCAUUACACCACCACCACCCUGGACUGGUGACACAAGGCAGGUUGGGUCCAUGGAUUAAAGCUGUAGGUGAUAAAUUCUGACCCUACCAUCUGUGUGCCUAUGUAGAAAUAGAGAUUCAUCAGACCAGGCUAUGUUUUUUCAGUUUAUAAUAGUCCAGUUUUGGUGAGCUUGUGCCAACUGCAGCAUCAGCUUUCUGUUCUUGGCUGACAGAAGUGGAACCCAACGUGGUCUUCUGCUGUUGUAGCAUAUCUGCCUCAAGGUUCGACAUGUUGUGCAUUCUAAGAUGCUAUUCUGGUCACUAUAAUUGUACAAAAUGGUUAUCUGGGUUACCAUAGCCUUUCUGUCAGCUCGAACCAGUCUGGCCAUUCUCUGUUGACCUCUCUUAUCAACAUGGCAUUUCCAUCCGUAGAACUGCCGCUCACUGGAUGUUUUUCGUUUUUGGUACCAUUCUGAGUAACCUCUAGAGACUUGUGUGUGUGAAAAUCCCAGGAGAUCAGCAGUUACUCAAAACAGCCCAUCUGGCACCAACAAUAAUGCCAUGGUCGAAAUCACUGAGAUCACAUUUUUUCCCCAUUCUGAUGGAUAAUGUGAACAUUAACUGAAGCUCCUGACCCGUAUCUGCGUGAUUUUAUGCAUUGCAGUGCUGCCACACGAUUGGCUGAUUUGAUGAUCGCUUGAAUAAUUAGGUGUACAGGUCUUCCUAAUAAAGUGCUCAGUGAGUGUAUAAAUAUGGUAACCAUAUAUCAAAAUAUAAUGGUGGUACUAUGGUAUUCUUUGAAGUACUUGGAAGAACCAUGUCAAUACAGACUGGUUCAUAAAUAUGGUAGUUGUAAAUCAAAGUACCAUGGUAUUACCAUCUGAUACCACCAGAUAUAACAGUGUUAUUGCCCAGGUGUGCUCACACACACACAAGGAAUUUGGCCUCUGAACAGAAGCUUCCAGUACAUAUGGAAAAAGAACAGCUAGACACAGAAUUACUGGAUGAGAUGAAUUGUAUAUACAGUUCGUAGAGUUGUUAUAUACAGAAAUGUGCAAAAUAAAUUGUUCAAAUGGGUUUGUACAGGUAGUAGUAUAAAUAUGAAAAAUAAAAUGUAAAAAUAUUGAUUUUGCAUAUUGAAAACAUGGGUUUGUGUAGGUAGCAUGUAUAAAUAUGAGUUUACAUCUUUUUUUUUUUACAUGCAUAUACAUUUAUAUUGCUCCAUACUGUAUUGGACUAUACUAAAUUAUACUGUACAAUGGCUUUGAUAAAGUCAUAGUAUACUCUAAGUCUCUUUAGGACAGUAUAUUCUGUGCAUCUGGUUAAAAAAAAAUUAAGUAGUUUAAAUGUAGCAAGCUACUUUUGGAAUGUAGCUUGUAGUGUAACUUGCAACUUCCUCUAUAGCUUUUAGCUUAGCUUAACUAAUUUUUUUGUUGAGUAGUUGGUAACUUAGCUAGCUACAUUUGAGUAGCUUGCCCAACACUGGGGAUGAGAUAUUUCCCAAUUAAUCACAUUUCCGAAUUUCAGCUGCUGGCUCGAGGCACACCUAAAUGUGAAAUCUGCUCAAAUUUGCUACGAUAGCGCUGCCGCUGUGUUUAUACGCAACUUUUGCUGUCAAACUUUUUAAGUACCAACUUUGUAAACUUUGCUACCAGAAUUGUGCUGCAUUUUACGAAAUUCUACAUAUAGUUUUCUUUAAAUGCUUCAAUUAAUCAGUAGUCUAAUACUUUUUUUUUUUUUUUUGAGUUGUAGAUGUGUAAUGUCUCUAUACAUUUGAUGAUCUCUUUGAAAUUUGUGUAAUUUCUGUAAUAAUGUACAGUCGGCCAGACUUAUGCCAUGUCUGUGUGACAUCUAUGCUUAUUGUUACACAACUUUUUGCCAGAUAAAUGAAUAAAUGGACAUGAAAUAUUGAUUAGAAGUUGAAAUGAUUUAAUUAGCUUACUUGUCGAGAUGGCAGAGUGAUGCAAGAGAAGGACAGGAGCACAUACAGUUGAAGUCAGAAGUUUAAAUACACCUUAGCUAAAUAUAUUUAAACUCAGUUUUUCACAAUUCCUGACAUUUAAUCAUAGAAAACAUUCCCUGUCUUAGGUCAGUUAGGCUCACUACUUUAUUUUAAGAAUGUGAAAUAGUAGAGAGAAUAAUUUAUUUCAGCUUUUAUUUCUUUCAUCAUAUUCCCAGUGGGUCAGCAGUUUACAUACACUUUGUUAGUAUUUGGUAGCAUUACCUUUACAUUUUUUAACUUGGGUCAAACGUUUUGGGUAGCAUUCCACAAGCUUCUCACAAUAAGUUGCUGGAAUUUUGUCCCAUUCCUCCAGACAGAACUGGUGUAACUGAGUCAGGUUUUUAGGCCUCCUUGCUCGCACAUGCUUUUUCAGUUCUGCCCACAAAUUUUCUAUCGGAUUGAGGUCAGGGCUUUGUGAUGGCCACUCCAGUACCUUUACUUUGUUGUCCUUAAUCCAUUUUGCCACAACUUUGGAGGUAUGCUUGGGGUCAUUUUCCAUUUGGAAGACCCAUUUGCGACCGAGCUUUAACUUCCUGGCUGAUGUCUUGAGAUGUUGCUUCAAUAUAUCCACAUAAUUUUCCUUCCUCAUGAUGCCAUCUAUUUUGUGAAGUGCACCAGUCCCUCCUGCAGCAAAGCACCCCCACAACAUGAUGCUGCCACCCCCAUGCUUCACAGUUGGGAUGGUGUUUUUUGGCUUGUAAGCCUCACCCUUUUUCCUCCAAACAUAACGAUGGUCAUUAUGGCCAAACAAUUAAAUUUUUGUUUCAUCAGACCAGAGGACAUUUCUCCAAAAAGAGCAGUGGCUUUUUUCUUGCUAAGCAGCAUUUCAGGUUAUGCCGAUAUAGGACUCAUUUAACUGUGGAUAUAGAUACUUGUCUACCUGUUUCCUCCAGCAUCUUCAAUUUCAAGUUUUAUUAGUCACAUACAUAACCGUACACAGUACGACAUGUAGUGACAUUCUUGGUACGACUUUUCUCCCCACAAUUUACGAUAAAAUAAAUAUAUAUAGAUGAGUAAAAAUAGAAGUAAAAAAAAAAAUUAUUAUUACAAUAAAAAAUGUUAAUAUUGCUUCAAGUGUGUGGUGUUGAACAGUGAACCUAGUC
Molecule: messenger RNA, 5443 nt
Organism: Myxocyprinus asiaticus (Chinese sucker)
Lineage: Eukaryota; Metazoa; Chordata; Actinopteri; Cypriniformes; Catostomidae
Product: zinc finger protein OZF-like
Exons: 3
Coding region: 94-1665 (523 amino acids)
Biological process (GO): regulation of transcription by RNA polymerase II
Molecular function (GO): DNA-binding transcription factor activity, RNA polymerase II-specific; RNA polymerase II cis-regulatory region sequence-specific DNA binding
Source: RefSeq, a predicted model, not a curated record